Molecule: messenger RNA, 1657 nt
Organism: Sphaeramia orbicularis (orbiculate cardinalfish)
Lineage: Eukaryota; Metazoa; Chordata; Actinopteri; Kurtiformes; Apogonidae
Product: adenosine receptor A2a-like
Exons: 5
Coding region: 171-1379 (402 amino acids)
Biological process (GO): G protein-coupled adenosine receptor signaling pathway
Cellular component (GO): plasma membrane
Molecular function (GO): G protein-coupled adenosine receptor activity
Source: RefSeq, a predicted model, not a curated record
UUCACAGUUCGCUGUCAGUUUGUUCUGCACAUCAGUGAGAGCAGUAAUAGCUCUCAUCCUGCAGCCUCAGACUGUUUGAGAGACCUGGAUGGACCCUCCAGCCGGUCUGAUGAUUCCACAAGUGGUCUAGUGCAGGUUUUCAUGUGGUUGAAGCCCAGUAUCUCCUCAUCAUGAAUGUAACCCUUGACUGCACAGCACAGAUGCCGUAUGGAUACCUACCUCGUCUAAAAGGGUUUUACAUUGCCACAGAGCUCUUCAUUGCUGUGGUGGCCAUCGUUGGAAACUUUCUAGUUUGCUUGGCUGUCACCCGGAACAAGAAGCUUCGCACCAUCACCAACUAUUUCCUAGUGUCGCUGGCUGUGGCGGACAUCCUCGUGGGCUUGGUGGCCAUCCCCUGUGCUGUACUGACAAACCUGGGUCAGCCUUACCAUGACCUGUCUCUCUGCCUGGUGCUGCUCAGCAUCCUGAUGGUUCUCACACAGAGCUCCAUCCUGAGUCUACUGGCUGUUGCAGCAGAGCGUUACAUGGCCAUCCUUCUUCCCUUCCAGUACCAGCGCAUCAUGAGCCACAGGAACGCCCAGCUGGCCCUGCUGCUUACCUGGAGCCUGGCCACCGUCUGUGGAUGUGUGCCACUCAUGGACUGGCAUCGACAACCAGAAGGCACAGAUUACUGUAUCUUCACAUGCAUGGUGGACAUGAACUACAUGGUCUACUUCAACUUCUUCUGCUGCCUGUUGGUGCCGCUGAUCGCCAUGUUCAUCAUCUACGGCCGCAUCUUCCUCACGGUGCGCCACCAGCUCAGACGCAUCGCCAUGGUCAGAGGGGCUCCGGAAGUCACAUCACGAGCUGCGGGUAGUGGUGGGACUUCUGGAAGUGGGGUGGAGGACACAGGGAGUCCGGUGGCCGAGGGGGGCAGAGGGGCUGGGACACAAACCAGGGACAUCCAGGCGAAAUUCAGGUCUGAUGGAGAGUCAGGAAUUGGGUCACUCAUUGAAACUGAAGCAACCACUGUGUUCAGUAAGUCUGGACUCAGGAUCAGCUCGGCCGAAUUUAGUCCAGAGGGGACCAGCAAGACCAAAUGCACUGUGCGCAACCGUCAGGAGAUGCGUAAAGCCACCUCGCUCUUCUUACUACUGUUUCUGUUUACCAUGUGCUGGAUGCCCAUCCACAUCAUCAACAGCAUACUGUUUUUCUGCCCACAAUGCAACGUGCCCAUGUCGCUCACACUCGGAGCCAUCUUACUCUCCCACGCCAACUCAGCCCUCAACCCGAUCCUUUACGCAUACAGGAUGGGCUCCUUCAGACGCACCCUGGUGGGGAUGUGGAGAGGAAUGUGCGGACCUGUGCAAAAAACACAGCGACAGCAGCGAGCACAGUGACAGAGCUGUGGGUCAUUUUACUGUCAGUGACAACAAACAAGGACUAGUAUUUUAGGAAGACUCAGGUUUUUUUUAAGGUUCAGUGUGAAAGUUACAGUGGCAUCUAGUGGUGACGAUACAAAUUACAACUACCUUCAUACCACCCUCCCCCACGGAGGCUGCAAAAACCAGGAAGAUACAGUAGGUCCACUGUGGACACUUCCUCUUCUUCAUCAUCCUUGUCGUCCUCGUCUUCUUCUUCAUUGUUGUUGUUUUCUUCUUUAUCAUCAUCACCAUCU